This is a messenger RNA of Lactuca saligna, 414 nucleotides long. The record is from the annotation of a GenBank genome assembly. Lineage: Eukaryota; Viridiplantae; Streptophyta; Magnoliopsida; Asterales; Asteraceae.
AUGGGCGUAACCUUGAAAUCAACCAACGAUUUAUGCAAAAUGUUGAGUCCCGAGAUGCUCCUUUCAUGGACUAUGUGGGUCAAACUUCUUUCUGAAAAGCUCAAGCCCGUCUUCUCAAUGCUUAAUGAAAGUAAGGGUGUUUUGAGAAGUAGGGUUUCUUCAAAAAAAGGGGGAGAUGCAGAGAAGUCAAGAGAGAAAAGGGACAAAGUGCUUGAUGAACUCAAUGCUCUCGGGAAAAAACUUGAUGCCGAAGAAGCUGAAGUCAAAAUUUCAAAAUUGAUUCUUGAAAAUCAAAAAACCUUAUAUCCAACCUGGACGCUUGAGCGGAUAGAAAAGGAAUCGCUUGACGAUCCAAAUCUCUAUUGGUUGGAACCAACAACCUCUUUUAACAUAAAUAAUGAUGUAGAAUGCUAG